This is a messenger RNA of Anthonomus grandis grandis, 9527 nucleotides long. Its product is annotated as probable JmjC domain-containing histone demethylation protein 2C. Bases 270 to 8102 code for a protein of 2610 amino acids. Gene Ontology annotation, cellular component: histone deacetylase complex; chromatin. Lineage: Eukaryota; Metazoa; Arthropoda; Insecta; Coleoptera; Curculionidae. The transcript is spliced from 26 exons. Gene Ontology annotation, molecular function: transcription coregulator activity; histone H3K9 demethylase activity; chromatin DNA binding. The record is from RefSeq and is a predicted model, not a curated record. Gene Ontology annotation, biological process: regulation of transcription by RNA polymerase II.
UGCUGGCUGAUGGUGCAGCUGCUAAAAUGGAAAAUCUUUACGUCGCGAGUCGCGCGUGUAGUCGAGAUUUUUGAAUUUUUCUACGUUUCGUAAAUUAUGUGCAAUUUAUAAUAAUUAAUUCAUUUUUAAAUAUCUACCAUAGGAAAGCGAGCAUAUAAGUGCGUUUAGGAAAAUAUACCUGUUAGUGUAGUUUGGUUUUGUCACAAAAAAAAAUAUAUAAAAUAUAUACAAAAUAGUGUGAAAAAAAAUAGAAAAUUAUUAGUAUUAAUAUGGCAUACAAGUGCAGAGAAGAGUUAGUGGGAAAAAGGUUUUUAAGUAUAGCUAGUGGAUUACCAAAUAAAGUAAAAGGGAAAGCCAGAGAUUGGAACUGGAGGGCGGGAGUUGUACGAGCUGCCACUCAUAGGGACCAUUCCAAUCAAGAGUUACAGGUUUUAGUCGAAUACGAUGAUGUUGAAUGGCAAAGAAGAGAAUGGAUAAGCGUAUAUAAGGACAAUCUUUUCCAAAUGUUUUUAAUCGAGCAGGCACUUGUUUGGACUGAAAGAAGAGAUCCUUACAGUUAUGGUACUGUUCUUUGGCCAGCGUUGACUUUUCUGCCAUUGGUCUCCAACUUGGAAAUCGCCAAUAACCUGCAACCGGUGGAGUUUCUUCUAGACAGAGAACUAACCUUCAAAGAAAAUAAAAGCUUAAAGCCGUAUAUUGAUUGGGACACAUCUCUACGUGGCGUAAAAGAUUAUCCGGAUUUACGCUUAGCUGCAAAACGAUGGACCGAACAACAAGACGGUCAAAAGAUCCUUUUGACCACCCCGAGUGUCCUCAUGGGUUACAGGGUGGAGGUUUAUAGGGCCGAGGGCACCACGCAAUGGUACACCGCUGUGAUAAUUGGCUACAACGAAGCUACACGGGACCUGACACUUACAGAUGAUACUGUGCUUGAGGAGCAUAACGAGGAUCCUUCGUUGGUCCAGAUGCGUCUUAUUGGAGAUGGAGUUGUGGAAUCGAUUAUGAGAGGUGAAAAUGUUGGUAUUACGCCGAGAAGGUCAAGAUCUUCUUUGCUGCAUCAGCAGAAUAAUCAGCUUCUUCAAAACCAUCGACUCUACCGCGGAUUGACAGGCGUGAACCACGGAUGUCACUCAAACCUAACAGGUCGCAGACCAAGACAAGUGAGAGCCGGACAAUCGCCAGAACCACCCGAUAAAGGUAAAUGCAAAAGAAACCAUCCACGUAAUGCUCAGAAAGGUUGUGGUCAAUCAACAAAAACCCAAAAACGUAAAGCCUGCAACAGCGACCCCCCAUCCGAACCAACAAAGCCCCGCUACCCAAACUGCGUAAAAGAAGAUUUAGAAAACAAACAACAAUCUCGCAGAAAAAACCACAAACUCAAGAAGAAAGUCCUUGAGGAGGCAAACAAUUCGAAACUCCGAGAGAUCGAGGUCGUUGUUGAGGACUGUUUACAAAACGGAAGUUACAGGAUCGAAAACGAUCCUGAGACUGUAACUAAUGCGGUAAAUAAAGAAGUAGAAGAGAAAGCAAAUUGUGAUAACUUAAUAGAUCAAAACAGUGUGCAAGAUAGUAUAGUUAGUAGUGAAGCGACAGAAGUAGUGCAAUCUUCGAUAGGUGAUGGUAACGAUGUUUGUGAUAAGGCUAGUGAUCAGUGUGAUGAUGAUGAUGACGACGAGCGAGAGUCAUCAGUAGAUGAUACGGAACUCGAAGUGCCUGGUAAAGUGAAUAGUAGUGACGAAGGGAAUCAUUUUAGUGUCGCAAGGGAAGAGGAUAGUGCGAUAGUGGCGAAUCAAGAUAGAGAAGAGAUUGUAGGGAGUGCGAGCGCCGUCACGGAGGUUAUAUUUAGUAAUUUGAGUAAGGAAGGUGAUCGAGAAACGGAUUGCUCAAUUAGAGGUGACGAUGACGGUCCACUGUGUUCGUCCUCGCCCCUCAGCAGUAGGAUGGACUUCAACGAAACCCCAAAUUCGCUCCGUUUUGCAGACGACCGUAGCGACUCUGGUGUAAGCUCACUCCGUUCAGGCAGUGGGGAUGAACGCUCUGGAUCCAGGUCCAGCGCGUUAAGUUCAUCCGACGAGCCGAACAACUCGACGCUCGGCGGCGGUCACAAUAAUCAGGGGCCGCCCCAAUUGCCGCCCGCCACCCGUUCGCCCCUGUACGUCCCGGCCGGCGGAGGAGGAGCAGCCGCCUCCGCCGCCCCUGCCGCCGUGCCGGUGCGCGUCUGGCGCGACCCCGGCCUGCUCCUACAGGAGGAGCCCCACGUCCGGCACGUGCAUAGCGUGCAGCAUCAGACCCUGCUAAUGUCGCACCCGCAGGUUCCCUCAACUGGCCCACAGCCGCCUACUUCGGCGCCCACCAGCCUCCCGGCAGCUCUCUAUCCCCCCGUGCCCUCCAUGGCUCCCCAUCCGCUUGCCCCCCAUGGUUUACCCAGUGUUGCCAGCCACCCCCAUUUGCCCCUGUUGCACCCCCCAUUUUCGGAAAUGAUUUGGAAGCAACAACAAUACGCCGCGGUUCCUACCCAUCUUUUAGGUGGACAACAGCCCUCCCACGCCCAAGAAGAUAUGGAAAGGGAAAGGUUGAUGCAAGACAGACAUACUGAAAGAAUGAUUAGACAAGAACAGCAACACAGAGAAAAAGAACGUUUAGAAAGGGAACGACAGGAGAGAGAAAAAAUGGAACGGGAAAGAGAAAAACAACAGCGGGAGGAAAAGGAGAGGCAAGAACAGGCGCAGGCUCUGCAUAACCAUUUCGAGAAGUCGUUGAGGAGGGCGGAGCAGCAGAAGAGGGUGCAGCAACAGCAACAACAGCAGCAGCAACAGCAACAAUGGAAUUCUAUGAAUAGUAGGCCACCUCAGAUGCGAACGACAAACUUGGCUGAGGAGGAUAGAAAACAAAACGAAUUGCACCAAAGGGAAAGGCAUUUAACUGUGAGGGCUAGUGAACCUAAUCAUAGGUCUUAUUAUGCUACGGUACCACCGAAAGCAAGUAUAUCAUCCAAAGGAGAGUACCCACCCCCGCCUGCGCACAGUAGACUCCAGCCAGGCAAAACGACUGAUAAGUUGACGAACAUUCAUCCGUCAAUGAUACCAAAAACAAGUGACUUGGCAAUGUACAACUACCAAGUCCACGCCUCCCCAAACGCCUUCUACGAACCAAAGAAAUCCUCAGACAUCCUCAAAACGACCCCGAGCGGCCUCGUCGUCUCCAAAACCAACGUGGACAACCGCGACCUGCCCAAUCCGCCGCCCUUAAUGAACGAAGGCAAAAGUUCUGUGAUCGUAAAACACGACCCGAAAACUCACCAUCCCGAGUCGCGGGUCUCGAUAGCACUUAGUCCCGGACCGAAAUUACGUAACGAACUGAUGGGCCAUUAUAUUACCGCCUCCGGUGGGGUGGGACAGAAAAGUAUGUACGAAUACCGCAGUCCCACGCAGAGUCCCCACGUGUUAAACCCGCAUUCGGCAAGUCCGCAUCACCAUAUGGAUACCGGGAAAUCGGGAGGUCAUAGAGGGGGCGGCGGUCAAUUGCCGAGUCCCCAUCACCAAAGACAGUCUCCACAUGGUGGUGUGGUGCAUCCCCAUGCGCAGCAACAUGCCACGUCGUCUGAAUUGGCGCGAUAUCGUCAAGAGGCAACGGCGGCUGCUGCCGCCGCUGCUGCUGCCGGGCAAGCGAUGAUUUAUCCUAAUAGUGCCAAAGGUAGCUACACGUUUAUGCCCUCGUCGACGGCGGCAUUUACUAUGGCCUCGACGCCGAGUCCAUCCGGGUCUAAGCCGAAAGUGUCUUCGCCGGCGCCCCAUCAAUUUUAUGGGAAACCGACGGCGGUGAGCGUGGUGCCGGUAACGAGGCCCCACGAGGCACAACCGCCCCCGCCUUCGAUCCAUAAACCGCCGCCGAUCGGGGCGAGCAUAUCGCCGUCCCCGUAUCAACAGGUGUCGCAGUACCAUCCGCCCGCCAUGGCGGCUUCGCCGGCAGUCAAUACGUGUCCGCCUCCGGCCCAUAGUAGUAAAACAACGUCGACCAUGAAUUACGAAAGACCGCCUUAUUCCACCGCUGUGAUGCCACCCGCAAGCCUAUCGGUAAAACUACUUAACCAACCGGGAACCUCUCCGCCCACCGCCGCUUCCGCCCCCCUAAGCAUCGCUCGAUCUUACCCAACCUACAGCAUAUCGCCCGGUCCGUCCGCGGUCGGUAUGCAACAAGUUCAAACGCAACCCUUGGACUUGGGUGUUAGUUCGAAUAAGUCCAGUGAUAAUCAACCCACGUCACCCAAACGCAAGAAUACGCAAGCAAUAGGUUCGCCGGUGUGUUUAGAAGUUAAAAAACGCCGAUUGGAUACCCCUCCGGGUAUUCCGCCGGGGAUGCCGCAAAGUUUUAAGACAUAUAACAACAGCGUCCCGCCAACGUUGGGUAUGAACUUGUCGAGUAUGCCGGGACAACUGCAAUUGGCACGGGUUAGUGAGCCCAGUCCCUUGAUCGCUAACGCUGCCACUACAUUGGUGAACAAUGCGGCAUACAGAUCCCCAGUAACAACCAUAAGCGGUAUCCAGUCGCCCACCUCCUUGACCGAAAACCUGCCCGACUUGAGUGUAACGGCGGUAACGGUGGAGGUACCCCGCCCCGCCAGCACAGAUUCCACGCAUUCCAUUCCAUUGAUUAAACCCGGUACUCCCUUGGGACCGCCGCCCAGUUCUAGUCCCGCCCCCGCCAGGAACACCAGUACGCCCAACAGUUUGCCGCCCAAACCGAUAACACCCAGUCCGAGUCCGUUAUCGGGCGGGAACAGUACGAUCGGAAUCAGUAAUAGUGCCCCGAAUACUCCCGGUGGUGGUGUGACGCAAAAUAGUGAGGAAUUAAUUACGGCCGCGGUCGGUGAGGAGAGUCCGCGUACUCCGAUUAAAACUAGUGGUAGUGUACCGCCGAGUGUCGUGGACUCUGAGAAAAGUAAUAGUCCGGGUCCGCAGAAGGGUGGUUCUGCCAGUGGCGGUACUACUUUGGGAACCGUUAGACAUCUAAAAAAGGCUUGGCUACAAAGGCACACAGGUGAAGAUCUCGAAGAUACCACAGGUUUAGUAGGAUCCGGUACGUGUGUGACCCUACCGCUCAACAUCGACACCCCCAGUCCGCCACCGCAAAAAAACGAGAAUCCUGUUAAUUCCAUUCAUUCGAUCGGCAGCAUGGCCGUAAACAGCAUAAACAAAAGCAAGAGUUUCCAAUCGAAACCGGGAAAUCGAAAACUAAAGGAGAACGUGAACGGGCAUCCGACCCCGUCGGGAAAGAACGGCGAUGAUUCGUCGAGUAGCGAUCAGGAGAGAGGCGGCAGGAAGAGUCCGCCCAAGAGGAAACCACCGAAGGUCAAGAGGAAAAAGGGAGCGCCCUCGUUGAAUAAGAAAGUGGCGGAGGAGAAGAAGAAGAAGGGUGAUAAAUUGCCGCCACAAAGCGAAAGCGGCAGCGACAGCGAAAAAGAGUCGGACAGCGCGAAAGACAGCGACUCGGGGGCGAGCACCACCGUGUCCGGAAAUGGGAAGAAACCGGGCGGAAAAGAGCCACGUAAACGAGGCAGAAGACCGAAGGGUUCAAAAAACGACAAGGGCGAGGAGCCGCGCGCGAAAAAACCUAAAGAAGAACCCCCGCGCGACCCCUUUCGCAAACCACCAGUGGGCGUUCUCAGGAAGACCGGCGAGAGUUUUUUACAAGACGGACCCUGUUUUGAGGUUGCACCAAGAUUAGCAAAGUGCAGGGAGUGUCGUUGGACCCCGAACCAGCGAAUCCGUAAUAUGCCAAACAUCUUUUGCCGUUUCUACGCGUUCAGAAAACUAAAGUACAACAAAAACGGCCAGUUGGCCAUCGCGGGAUUCAGUUCACCGAAGGAUGCGCUCGAGGACGACGUGAAAUUGUGGAUUCCCAACGUGGAAACUCCGCCGGCCGAUUUGGAUUUGGACACCUCAAAGUUCCUCUUGACGCAAGUCGGUGAUCAUUUUUGUGAUUUGUUAGUGCAGGAGAAGGAGGCUCAGGAAGAACUGAUGGCCGAAGAAAAAACCAUAGCAUGGAAACGAGUGGUCCAGGGAGUCCGAGAAAUGUGCGACGUAUGCGAAACCACCUUAUUCAACUUCCAUUGGGCAUGCGGAAAAUGCGGAUUCGUCGUAUGUCUCGAUUGCUACAAGAGUCGCAAAAAUGGCACGAUUAAGUCGUCAAACGAUCCCGGUAAAGACCGCGAUGAAUUCAUGUGGCUACUAUGCACCAAUCGGUCGUCGCACGAGCACGAAAAACUGAUGCUCACCCAAAUAAUCGCGGACGAUUGUUUAUUGAAACUCGGCAGGAUGGUGCACGAGAUGCGCGAUUUAUGGAAUAUCGAGCAGUUUUGCGCGUGUCCCAUCUCCAAAGAAGCGAAAAUUAACAAUCCCGAUUGCCGUGAAGCGGUGAAGAUGAUCCUAUCGGAAAAGAUGAACGGGGUGAAAAAGGAGCCGAAAGAAGAAUCGAAACCUGCGUUAAACGGCGUCAAAGACGAGAAAUCUUCGCUAAAUUGGCUGGCGGACGUCGCUUUAUCGAAAACCGAGGAGCCGACAGUGAAAAAAGAUACGAAAGACGAGGGUUCGAGCAGUGAGGAGGAGGGAAACUUUUCCACUUUGAGGGAGUUGCUUAUAAGACCCAGUCAUAAAGCCAACGGUUCAUCGAGGGCGGCCUCGCCGGUAUCGAAAACCGAUAAGAAAAAGUGCAAAUCGGAAAGCAAUCCGGAAUCCGACGUGGUAGUGACGACGGAUGCCCCGGUUAAAGUUGAAAAAGAAGACGCGGAAGAAAAAAUGGAACUGAAGCAUUUCUUGAGGCGCUACAAUUGGCUCCAUAAGGGCAGGCAACAGUUGCCGAUUAGGAUAAUGACGUUGACGGAGAGUAAGAUCCUGUAUCCUACUGUACCGCAUUCGUGGCUGUGUGAUGGAAAGCUUUUGAGACUGAGCGAUCCUACUUGUAUAGACAACGAAAAAAUAUUUAAGGAUCAAUGGAAACGUGGUCAACCUGUGAUAGUAUCGGACGUCUGCAAGACGAUCGACAGAGAUCUCUGGAGCCCGGAAGCGUUCGCUCGCGAUUUCGGCGACGAAAAGAACGAUCUGAUCAACUGCAUGACCGGCAACCUGGUCCCGAACCAGCCGAUGCGCAAAUUCUGGGAAGGUUUCGAGGACGCGUCGAAACGACUUAAAGACGACCGAGGCCAACCGAUGCUGCUUAAGUUGAAAGACUGGCCGCCGGGCGAAGAUUUCGCCGACAUGCUCCCCACGAGAUUCAAAGAUUUAAUGGCGGCGUUGCCGUUACAAGACUAUACCCAGAGGAGCGGACGCCUUAAUUUGGCCUCACGGUUGCCGGAUUGUUUCGUAAAACCGGACUUGGGACCUAAAAUGUAUAACGCUUACGGUUCCGCGUUGCACCCGAACAAAGGAACGACCAAUCUCCAUUUGGAUGUUAGCGAUGCGGUUAACGUGAUGGUUUAUGUGGGCAUACCGAAAGAUGGCGACACCGACGAGCAUAUUAAAGAAGCUUUUCGGGCCAUCGACGAAGCUGGAUGUGAUAUUUUAACGAGGCGACGGGUGCGGGACAAGGGUGAACUGCCGGGAGCAUUGUGGCACAUUUACAACGCCCGGGACGCCGAUAAAAUCCGGGAUUUAUUGAAUAAAGUGACCGUGGAACGGGGAGGAAGGCUGGAGCCGCAUAACGAUCCGAUUCAUGAUCAAAGCGGUUACCUGGACGGGCCUUUACGAGAAAGACUUUAUAAAGAAUAUGGGGUCGAGGGUUACGCAAUAGUUCAGUGUCUCGGAGAUGCGGUUUUCAUACCGGCCGGUGCUCCCCACCAGGUGCGAAAUCUUCACAAUUGCAUUAAGGUUGCCGAGGAUUUCGUUAGUCCGGAGAACGUGGCGCACUGUUUCCACUUGACUCAAGAGUUUCGCGGUCUGAGCGACACUCACACCAACCACGAGGACAAACUGCAGAUUAAGAAUAUUAUUUAUCAUGCCGUGAAAGACGCUUUGGGCACUUUGGGGUCGAUUGUGAACAAUCGGCUCGGUAGACGAGCUGUGGCGGUCGAUAAUCCCGACUCGUCGGCCGAAUGCGAUUCCGUGUAAUAAUAAUUAAAUUUUGUGUAAAUUGGAUGUAAAUACGCCGAUCCCGUUUCCACCCUAUAUAGGGUGUGCAGGUUUUUUAUAACAGGAGUUUAGUAGGUUCUAGAAAAAACUCAUUUGAAGACAAAACGCUCAUAGAAACAUAAAUGGCAAUGGGUGUGCAGUUUAAAAUUUGGUCUAAUUAUUAAAUAGUCCAGAAGCACAAUACAACAUCAGAUAUUACCUUUGCACGUUAGUUUUUGAGGUUUAGGGUGACAGAGUUUCAGGAACAAAAAUAUUUAGAAUGAAUAUUACUUUUAGGUGUUUUUAACUUUCGGGCAUGUUUGCUUUUAAUAAUAAUACACAGUGACGUCAAUCCUAUUACAAUUAAAGCAAAUUAAAUUAUUAUUGUAUUAUUAUCCUAAACAAACAUCAUUUAAAAAACUCAGUACUUUUUGUGUUAUGAUAAAAACAACACUUUUUUUCGUAAACUUGUAAACUGAAAAAUUGCGCAUAUAUGUUUAUAAAGACUUUUUGUCUUUAAAUCAUUUAUUCUGAAACCUAUUAAGUCCCACUUUAAAAACCCAUGGCUACCCCGUAUAAUGUACAUACUGGUAGACGACCCUGUACAAAGCAGACUUUAAAUUUGGUUGCAAGUUGCACGGUAAAACUUCCUGUUGUAGAUUUUUGUGUCUGUUCUGACACGCAGACCUUGUAUUUAGCCUGUUUACACUUUUUGUAUGUUGUGGCCGGAGGGGUCAGUUUUCGUUUAAAACUUGCCGAAGAGCACUAUUUUUUUUUUUCUGUAAAUUAACGCACUUCCUGAGGGUUAAUUUGGUUUUUUAGUGUUCACGGUGGGUUGUAUUAUCUAUUUAUGUCAAGUACCAGUGUUAUUUUUAAGAACGUGUAAUACUGUGCCUGUUGAAAAAAUUAUUAUAAUAUAAAUGGAUAUUUAAAAUUUACUUUUAUUAUAAACACCUCUGCUAAUGAAUAUUGUGUCUUUAAUGGAAAAGUAAAACACGAAAGUGCUAUUUAAAAGUGCCAAUCGAACUUUUUCCUUUUGUUUUCUCGACAAAUCAAAUAGAAUUUUCCCUUAUUUGUUCGUUUUUGCUACGGGGCAAUUUCGAUUAUUCAUACAGACAGCAUUGUUAUUGAAAAGUGAUCUCGAUUUUUUUUUGUUAAUAAAACGGUUGACGUUUUAAUUCCUUACAUUAAGCCGUGAGGCUUUUAUGGAAAUUUUUGUAUAGUUUAGUUUAUAACUUAUAAAUAUGUAUAUUGUUUCUAAAAAAACAGUAAUUUAUUUGCUUACAAGUUAUAUUGUACAGUUUGUAGGUUUGUAAGUUUUGUACAGAAAGUGUUUUCCUUUUUCAUCCCUCUCGAGGGAUAUAAUUUUUUUGUACUAUGUAUAUUAUGUAAGAAUAUAGGUUUGAAUAAAAAAUGUUUAUUACA